Messenger RNA from Capra hircus (goat), 912 nucleotides. Its product is annotated as taste receptor type 2 member 31-like. Gene Ontology annotation, biological process: detection of chemical stimulus involved in sensory perception of bitter taste; G protein-coupled receptor signaling pathway; sensory perception of taste. Lineage: Eukaryota; Metazoa; Chordata; Mammalia; Artiodactyla; Bovidae. Gene Ontology annotation, cellular component: membrane. Gene Ontology annotation, molecular function: G protein-coupled receptor activity; bitter taste receptor activity. The record is from RefSeq and is a predicted model, not a curated record.
AUGAUAACUCUACUAUCAACCAUUUUUUCCAUCCUAGUUAUAAUACAAUUUGUUCUGGGAAAUUUUGCCAAUGGCUUUUUAGAUCUGGUGAGCUGCGUUGACUGGGUUAAGAGACAAAAGAUCUCCUCAACUGAUGUGAUUGUCAGUGCUAUGGCAGUCUCCAGAAUUGUUUUGCUCUGUGUAAUGUUAAUACAUUGGUAUUAUAUUUUGCUUCAUCCAGCUUUAUAUGGUUUUAAAAUAAGAACUAUUGUUCAUGUUGCCUGGACAAUAAGCAAUCAUUAUAGCACCUGGCUUGCUACUAGCCUCAGUAUAUUUUAUUUGUUGAAGAUAGCCAAUUUCUCCAGCCUAACUUUUCUUCACCUGAAGUUGAGAGUUAGAAGUGUAGUCCUCAUGAUGCUUCUGGGAACUUCAUUCAUUUUGGUUUUACAAGUUGUAGUUAUAAGUGUAAGUGGGACUAUGCAGAGAAGUGAAUUUGAAAGAAACACACAGAAGACCAAACUGAGGGAUAUUUUAUGGCUUUCACAUGUGACCCCACUUAUUCUAGGAAACCUCAAACCCUUUACUAUGUCCUUAAUAUCUUUUAUGCUACCAAUCUCUUCUCUGAAACAUCUCAGGAAGAUGCAGCUCAAUGGCAAAGGAUUCCAAGUUCCCAGGACCAAGAUCCAUACAAAAGCCAUGCAAACUGUCAUCUCCUUUCUCUUGCUAUUUGCCUUUUACUUUCUGGUUCUAAUCAUAUCAAUCUGGAGUCCUAAAAAGUUGCAUGAGGAACCGUUUCUCUUGCUUUUCCCAACAGUUGAAGUCAUCUAUCCUUCAGUCCACUCAUUUUUCCUGAUUUGGGGAAACAGAAAGUUAACACAGGCCUUUCUGUUGUUUCUGAGGCAGCUGGGGUGCUGGCUGAAAGACAGGAAAUAG